GAUUGAUUCUCACACUCACACCAUCUUCUUCUAUCUACUACAACUAAGACACAGAAAAAGAGAGCCAAAAUGUUUGGAAUUGGAAAGAAUAUCAUAGAGGGAGCUCUGAAUACCACCGGAGAUCUUGCCGGCGCCGUUAUCGGUGCCGGUGGUAACAUUGCAGACCGGGUCACCAGCCUUGGUGGCAAGAAGAUCAAAGGGAAAGUCAUUCUUAUGCGAAGCAAUGUGUUGGAUUUCACUGAGUUCCAUUCCUCUGUUCUUGAUAGCUUCACUGAGCUGUUGGGCGGCGGCGUUUCUCUUCAGCUCAUCAGCGCCACUCAUGCUUCAAAUGACUCGCGAGGGAAGCUUGGGAGCAAGGCGUUUCUAGAGAGGUGGAUCACUUCACUCCCACCAUUGUUCGCCGGAGAAUCAGUGUUUCAAGUCAACUUUACAUGGGAAGAUGACUUCGGAUUCCCCGGAGCUUUCUUCAUCAAAAAUGGUCACACAAGUGAGUUCUUCCUCAAGUCCCUCACUCUCGAGGAUGUUCCCGGCUUUGGAACCGUCCAUUUCGAUUGCAACUCCUGGGUUUACCCUUCUGGAAGAUACAAGAAAGAUCGUAUUUUCUUCGCCAACAAGGUAAAGACAAGGCGCCCAUGUUCGGGUGAUGACGACAUCGGGAGCAGAGACUAUGGCACGAGCAUAGGGUAA
This is a messenger RNA of Cucurbita moschata (crookneck pumpkin), 687 nucleotides long. Its product is annotated as linoleate 9S-lipoxygenase 1-like. The transcript has 3 exons. Bases 70 to 687 code for a protein of 205 amino acids. The record is from RefSeq and is a predicted model, not a curated record. Gene Ontology annotation, molecular function: oxidoreductase activity, acting on single donors with incorporation of molecular oxygen, incorporation of two atoms of oxygen; metal ion binding; protein binding. NCBI's taxonomy places the organism in Eukaryota, Viridiplantae, Streptophyta, Magnoliopsida, Cucurbitales, Cucurbitaceae. Gene Ontology annotation, biological process: lipid oxidation.